Messenger RNA from Venturia canescens, 2119 nucleotides. Its product is annotated as organic cation transporter protein-like. Gene Ontology annotation, biological process: transmembrane transport. The coding region runs from base 1 to 2076 and encodes 691 amino acids. The record is from RefSeq and is a predicted model, not a curated record. The transcript is spliced from 5 exons. Gene Ontology annotation, cellular component: membrane. Gene Ontology annotation, molecular function: transmembrane transporter activity. NCBI's taxonomy places the organism in Eukaryota, Metazoa, Arthropoda, Insecta, Hymenoptera, Ichneumonidae.
AUGAAGUCGAUCUCAAAUAUAUUAACCCCUGCACACGGUGGCAACGAUGUCGUUACAUUGGACGACAUCCUCGUCUACUUGGGAGAAUUCGGACUGUACCAGAAAGGCCUUUUCAUGAUGCUCAUGCCAUUCUGCUUCUUCCUAUCGUUCGUUUACUUUACCCAAAUAUUUAUAACCGUCACGCCUGACGAGCACUGGUGCAAGCUGCCAAAAACCGAUGCAAUGACUGUGGAAAAAUUGAGGGAUUUGGCUAUACCCAGAGCUGAGGUCGUCAGCGACGCAGAAGUUCCUCAUGCUCUUCCGUAUUCACGAUGCUGGAUGUACGAUUUGCCGAUUGAAAAAAUUAUCGCGGCUGCUAAACCGGACGAAAAGUGGCCUGUCAAACGAUGCGACGACUGGGAUUAUAAUUUUACGAAAGCUGAUGUUCCGUACUCGACAGUCGGUACCGAAUUGAAUUGGGUUUGCGACGACGCUUACCUGAUGAAUCUGGCGCAGAGUAUAUUUUUCGUGGGUGCAAUUUGCGGUGGUUUAUUGUUCGGUUGGUUGGCAGACAGAUACGGCCGAAUCCCAGUGCUGAUGGGCACAAAUUUGAUGGCGUUCGUCGGUGGCCUCGCGACCGUUUUCAUCACGAACUUUUGGCAGUUCACUCUGUGCCGUUUCAUCGUCGGUUUCGCGUUCGACAAUACUUUUGUCAUAAUGUACAUACUCUGUCUGGAAUACGUGGGCCCGAAAUGGCGAACUUUCGUGGCGAAUGUUGGCUACGGGGUUUUUUACACUAUCGGGUGCAUGGUCAUGCCGUGGAUGGCGUACUUCAUUUGCGAUUGGAAGUUAUUCGCUGUUGCGACCUCCGUGCCACUCGCUUCAGUGAUUUUAACUCCGUUCAUACUACCGGAAAGCAUUCGGUGGCUAAUAACCGAAGGAAAAAUAGAAAAGGCAGUGACGAUAAUGAUGAAGAUCGAGAAAGUCAAUGGAACGGAUGUGCCGCAAGGAUUGUUCGAAGACUUUUUAGACGAUUGUAUGGAGACGGCAGAAAACAGUCCGGCAGAGGACACGAGCAUACUUGAUUUGUUCAAGACUCCUCGGUUACGUAGAAUAAGCAUAAUAUUGAUAGUGGCGUGGAGCAUAAUGGCGAUGGCGUACGAUGGCCACAUACGUUGUUUGGACCAAUUGGGUCUCGAUAUAUUUACGACAUUCACGAUCGGCUCGUCGACGGAAUUUCCUGCGGUUUUGUUGAUAAUGUAUACGCUGGAUGUAUGGGGAAGAAAAUGGACGCUUUUCGGGGCAGUUAUGAUUUCCGGUAUAGCGAGCUUCGUAGCGUGUUUCGUACCGGUCGGUAUUUAUUUCGCUUCUUGCGCAAUGGUUGGACGAUUAUUCAUCAAUUCGGCAACGAAUAUCGCGCUGCAAUACGCUUCCGAAUUAUUGCCGACCGUUGUCCGCGGCAAAGGUGUCGCUUUCAUACACAUUAUGGGCUAUGUGUCCUCGAUCAUCAGCCCAUUCGUCGCUUAUACCGUCAAUAUUCAUCGGUUAUUGCCCAUGCUCAUACUCGGCACUGUCUCCAUAUUUUGCGGCCUACUUGGACUAUUCGUACCCGAAACGCUCAGGGAACAGUUGCCUCAAACGUUGCUAGACGGUGAGCUGUUCGGAAUCGACCAGAGUUUCUGGGACUUUCCUUGCAUAAAAGGGGCAAGAACAUUGCGAGGUGGUUUGGGCAUGACGAGCGCCCUCGACCUGACACCGAACAAGCAUUAUCUUCACGCUGCUGUGCCGGCGCGACGAGAUGCUCAAUUACGCAGCAGUAUGGUUUCCGGUUACACCGGAAACGAGAGCCGCGUGAAGGCUAUCCGAGCUCAGAAGAUUCGCGAGGGUAUACGACCGCGAAGGAGUUUACUCGCGACCGCAACGACCCCCAUGGAAUACGUCGAACGCCUGAGAAAAGGUUAUCGUGAAAACAGAGAAGAAUUAGCACGACGCGAAAAAGCACAGCAGGAUAUUGGUGGACCCGUCCCGUCGCAGUCCCCGACCGAUCAAAAGAAGAAAAAAGUUCGAGUCCAAACGGACGACGAAAAAAAUCCAUGACUCCAGUUCUUUCGACAUCCUUUUUUAUUGAUUUACCAACCAA